AACACGCUCGUAACUGCGAGAGGCAGGAUCGCAUCCCUCCUUUCAGGGCGAUCUGAGAUGUUCGUCAAGCAAAAUCUUACUACACCUUCUCUCCCCCGAUUCCUUAUUUCGGCGUCGCCUUGGGCUUUGCAGUGCGCUGACUUUCGGGAGCGCAGCUAAAUAAAAAGAGAAAGGUCACACGAAGUGGGAGAUUUGCGUGCGCCGAGGAUGGUUUGUGACAACCGGGAGCUCAUCAAGCUACAUCGGCUGUAACUUAAGAGAUCACAGUUAAAACGGGUUUACACUCAAGCGGCUGAAGAUAUUUUUUAAUCAUGCCUGUUCGGAGAGGUCAUGUCGCGCCUCAGAACACGUUUCUGGGUAUUAUUAUACGGAAAUUCGAGGGACAAAACAAGAGGUUCGUCAUAGCCAACGCCAAAGUGGAGAACUGUGCCAUCAUCUACUGUAACGAUAGCUUCUGUGAGAUGACGGGCUUCUCCAGGUCGGACGUCAUACAAAAGCCAUGCGUCUGCGACUUCCUCCACGGCGAGCUGACCAAGAGGCACGCGGUCGCCCAGGUGACUCAGGCCCUGCUGGACUCUGAGGAGAGAAAAGUGCAAAUCACAUACCAUCGCAAGGACGGAUCCGACUUCCUGUGCAGCACUCACAUAAUCCCGGUGAAGAACGAGGAAGGUGUGGUGAUGAUGUUCAUCCUAAAUUUCGAUUACAUGCUGGACGAGGGAAGCAGCGACUCUCUGGAGAAGCUAGGACAAACAUCUCCACCCAAAUCUGACCACAAAAAGGGAAGAUUUUUCCGGUUACGACUGCCAGCCUUGAACCUACUGGGCAGCAGCAAGCAGUCGCUUCCUCAGGAGGAUCCGGAUGCUGUGAUGAUAGAUCUCCCCAAACGGAGCGACGAAUCCAUUACAAUGAGGGACUUGAAGUCCCCCACCAAAGAGAGCUGCAGCCCCUCUGAAGUGGACGACACUAGGGCCCUCAUCAGCUCAAGCCGGUGCCUGACGCCCGUCAAUGUCUCAGGACCCCUAGAUCACUCCUCUCCAAAGUGGCAGUGGGACCGAUUAUACCCUGACCAGCCCCAGGCCAUCACCUUCCUAGCCCAAGGCACACUGCGGGACAGUCUCUACAGCAUGAGACGAGCGUCCUCCGUCCAGGACAUCGAGGGCUUCGGUUCCAGCACCAAGAGUAUGUUCAGGGACCGUCAUCCAAGUGAAGGUCCAUUCAACCAUAUAAAAUCAAACCUACUAGGCUCUACUUCAGAUUCCAACCUCAAUAAGUACAGCACCAUCAACAAAAUCCCACUUAUUACGCUCAACUUCUCCGAAGCGAACAACGAGAGAAAGAUGACAGCUUCCCCUCCAACAUCGGAGAAAACCAUAAUUGCACCAAAGAUCAAGGACCGAACGCACAAUGUUACAGAGAAAGUCACACAGGGGGAGUUUGUGAUCGGAAGUACCCUGCCCGUAAGUGCCACCGGGCAGAUGCAACAAGUUCUGUUCACAUGUGGGAGACCACAAAGGGUGCUGUCACUGGGUGCAGACGUGUUGCCCGAAUAUAAAUUACACACGCCACGUAUCGAGAGGUUGACCAUACUCCACUACAGCCCCUUCAAGGCCGUGUGGGAUUGGCUCAUCCUGCUGCUGGUCAUCUACACGGCCAUCUUCACGCCCUACUCCGCCGCCUUCCUCCUCAAUGACCAGGAGGAGCAGAAGCGGCGCGAGUGCGGCUACGCCUGCAACCCGCUGAACCUGGUGGACCUCAUAGUGGACAUCAUGUUCAUCAUAGACAUCCUGAUCAACUUCCGCACCACCUACGUCAACCUCAACGACGAGGUGGUGAGCCACGCGGGGAAGAUCGCCGUCCACUACUUCAAGGGCUGGUUCCUGAUCGACAUGGUUGCCGCCAUCCCCUUCGACUUGCUCAUAUUCGGAUCUGGGUCUGAUGAAACGACCACUUUGAUUGGGCUGCUGAAGACGGCCCGUCUGCUACGGCUGGUCCGCGUGGCCCGGAAACUUGACCGCUACUCGGAGUACGGAGCCGCCGUUCUCAUGCUGCUCAUGUGCAUCUUCGCCCUCAUCGCCCACUGGCUGGCCUGCAUCUGGUACGCCAUCGGCAAUGUGGAGAAGCCUUACCUGGAGCACAAGAUCGGCUGGCUGGAUAACCUGGGCGUGUCCAUCGGGAAGAACUACAACUACAGCGACCCCAGCUCCGGGCCCUCCAUCAAGGACAAGUACGUGACGGCCCUCUACUUCACCUUCAGCAGCCUCACCAGUGUCGGCUUUGGCAACGUCUCGCCCAACACCAACUCUGAGAAGAUCUUCUCCAUCUGCGUCAUGCUGAUUGGCUCCCUCAUGUACGCCAGCAUCUUCGGCAACGUGUCGGCCAUCAUCCAGCGGCUGUACUCGGGCACGGCGCGCUACCACACGCAGAUGCUGCGGGUUCGGGAGUUCAUCCGCUUCCACCAGAUCCCCAACCCCCUACGCCAGCGGCUGGAGGAGUACUUCCAGCACGCCUGGACCUACACCAACGGCAUCGACAUGAACAUGGUCCUAAAAGGUUUCCCAGAAUGCCUCCAGGCAGACAUCUGCCUCCACCUCCACCAGAACCUGCUAGAGAACUGCAAAGCCUUCCGGGGGGCCACCAAGGGCUGCCUUCGGGCCCUGGCCAUGAAGUUUAAGACCACCCACUCCCCCCCUGGAGACACACUGGUCCACAGCGGUGACGUCCUCACUGCGCUCUACUUCAUGUCCCGUGGCUCCAUCGAGAUCCUGAAGGACGACGUUGUGGUGGCGAUACUGGGAAAGAACGACAUCUUCGGAGAAAUGAUCCACCAGUACACUAAACCUGGGAAGUCCAAUGCAGAUGUCAGGGCACUGAGUUACUGUGACAUGCACACCAUCCAGAGGGAAGACCUCCUGGAAGUGCUGGACAUGUAUCCAGAGUUUUCAGACCACUACCUGACCAAUCUGGAGCUCACAUUCAACCUGAGGGACGAACCGGCUAAGGCUAAUUUUUCACAGAGCAGUGAGUCGGAUGGGGACAGUGUCAGAUUCAGAAGAAAUAUUUCCUUUAAGCAAAAGCCUUCGCAUGGAGGAAACAAAGAUGGACUGAGGGAGGCCAGUGCAGGGCAGUACUUCUACCCAAGGAGGGACUCCGAGGAAAGAGGAGACAUCGGCCAGGAGGAGGUGGAGCAGAGGCCUCUGUGUACCGGGAUCCAGGGCUACCCUUUAGUACGGGACCAGAGCCUGAGUCCGGACCUGAAGUACACCACUGACAUCCAUGCAAAGCACCAUCUGGAGCCGAGUCAGUUAUGCAAAGAAGAUCGUCGUGGUGAAGAAUGGGCUUGCGAGAGGCUGAUGGGCCGUAUUGAUGAGUUGGGGCAAUCCCAAGAUUCAAAGGGCAUGGACGAGACAGAGAGCGACAUCACGUACGGGGAAGUGGAGCACCGACUGGACCUCCUGCAGGAGCACCUGAACAGGCUGGAGUCCCAGAUGACGUCGGACAUUCAGGCCAUCCUGGAGCUCCUGCAGAGACAGUCCACCGUGGGACCCCCUGACUACAGUACUCUCACAGCCAGGGUGGAGCAGCAAAGGCCCGCCAUCAGGGUGACACCUGUUACAGCCAGCCGGACUGAACACAGCAGCCACCUCGCCUCCUCGCAGGACUUACCGAAAUUUCACCUGGCAACACCAAAAACAAGAACAUUCUGGAUUUCUGCUGAAUGGCCCAGCAAAAGGUUGUCCGGCCUCAAGGCGACAAGUCAUCAGGACCCUCAGAUCACGCAAAACCGAGGCCCAGAAUCGCACGCCUUGGAGAUGUCCAUGAAGAAGCCCAAAGAAUCUCUAUCAGGUAUGGACGAUAUGGAGGGAGCUUCAGGAGACAACUUCCCGGCUCUAUCCCAGCUGCACGUAGAAGGAAGCGGCAGGAGCCAGCAGAACCGGCCAGCUUCCCUCAACCAGCAUCAGUCCAAAUCCCAGUCUCUUUCGAAGCGACACCCUUCCUUGCCUGACUCACCGCUCAGCACCGUAGGAACUGUGGGGCUCUACAGGCCAGUGUCGGAUCCCGGUCUUCCUGGGAAGCAGGCCUGAGGAUCAUCAUUACGCCUCCAUCGCAACAAAAAUCCUUUGAUGUUUGACUCAGGGUCUAGAAGGAAACUGUAUUGUCAUAUGCAAGGAAUUCUGCAACCCCCUUACCUGCCUCAUUCAUAUAUACAAUUCUAGACACUUGAUUCAACAAAUAGUCAAGUUAAAGGGAACACAUUCUUUAUAUAUCAUGUACACUGCCAGCAGCACAAGGCACCUUACCAUACUCGUCCCAAAAAAAAAUGCAUGUUUAAUAACAUUUUCCUUUUAGAUGACGCUUACUCAGACAAACCUAACUGCACAGCAUGAAGCUGAUAAACUAUAAACUGCGGUAUCACAAUAUGUCUUCAUUCAAUUUGACUGCAAAAUGUAAACACACCACUAAAAAUGCUUUAAGGUUCUGCGUAAAAUACAAAACAUCCAUACACAGGCUCAGCAUAUUGUUCAAUAAUCAAGUCACACUGCGCACAUACACAAUAGUUGUUUAAGUAUAAGCAACUCUUCAUUCUUUUCAAACACCAGGAAAUUUAUACAAAGUUAGGGAUUGCUUUAAGGGGAAAAUGCAUACGAAUAAUAUGUCCUGAUCUAACAGCAAUAAUAUCAACUUGUGAUGUGAUUUUGCAUCAAUAUUUCAAAAUCAAAAGCGUUUCUCCAUUUGUCCAUUUUCUCAGACAUUUGUUUCAAUUGUUUUUCCACCUAUCGAGUUUAAUAUAUUUAUCUACACAAUCAAAACAACAUACCUACCCUAAAUGGAUAAUUUAGGGUUAAAUAUUUAGGGUAUAUUUUUUACCCUUUUGAUAGAGUACAUGCACAGCGUUUUAAUAUGGAUUUCUGUUUCAUUUUAAAUGCUGCACUUUUAAUUUGAUAUACAAACUGGAUGGUGCAUAGCUUGGGAUUAUUGUUACAUAAUAAACUCAUAAUUACUGAACUGAUACAAGUAUAAAAUCCAAUAAUAAUUGAAAGAACUGUUAUAAGAGCUUCCAUCUUCAACAACAGUAGCAGUAAUAAUAUAGAGAAAAUUUUACAAAAUCGUUAUAGAGAAUUUGCAGUGGCUGUUGAGGUCUGGGUUUCAAGUGAAAUGUUUCGUCAUUUAUACAAAUAAACAAUUUUAAAAAAUCAUCAGGCACAAUAUGUAUAUGAAGGCAAGAAAAUAGCUCUGUUAUUUAAACAUAAUUAGUGGCAUUUCAUUUUCCCCCCAUAAUUAAUAGUGUCAAACUCUGAUUCUCAUCAACAGGCUUGUGUUCUGAAGCUUACAGUCCAGUGGACAUUGCAAAAAAACAAAUGCAAGAAAAAGUCUGUUUCCGAAGUUACUGGUUAAUAAUGUUGAAAAUGGACCUUUGGUUCUUAGUACUGGAAAUCAUUUAUAUUGCUGUACGUUAUAUUGGGAUGAGAAAUGGGGUUUUUUGUAACCAAUGUGUUGAUAAGCAAGGUGUUGGGAUCUCAUGGUGGUUCCAUAACUUCCUGCUGGCCCCUCCAAUGGUUGGGGGCUUGGAUGGUGCCCUGCUCUGCGUGUGUAGGCCCUGCAGCCGUCUAGAGGUGAGGCUUGGAUGGUGCCCUGUCUUGUGCCUUAAGCUACCUGGGAUAGACUCCAGACUCCCUUAUGACCCGAACCAGGAAAAGGAGCUUGAAGAUGGAUGGAUGGAUGGAUGGAUGGAUGGACAGACAAAUUUGGUAAUUGACACUAAUUCAAUUAAGGCACCUUAUGGAGAAUGAGUUUAAACCAGUAUUACAGUCAGACUUUGAUUGCUUUUCCCCACUUUUCAUUACAACAGUUUUUACAAAGAGCAAUACUGUCUAAUGUAUUGAAUUGACCUCCUUACUCAGACAUCCCCAUUAUACUUUUUCUUGUUACUUCUUGAUCAGAAUUUGUCUCUCCUUUGCGGUAUAUAAAAAGCUGUAAAUUUAACUUGUGUAGUAAUUAAAACAAAAAAAAAUGUACAUCUGGUACCUGUACUAUUUAUACUGAAAACCAAGCUACGUUAAAUUAUUUUCACAGCCUUCUGAGAGCAAAUAUUACAUGGUUGAUAAAACCUCAAUGUAACUUUCUUACAUGCCUCUUAACGAGGGGAAGAUGUCAAUUCUUAUUCUCCUGUUUCAUUGUUAUUUUUAUGCAUUUAAAGUUUGCCACUAUAUUUUAUACAAUGCAAAAUGCUUUAUGGCAGAGAUGAAUGUUCCUCUUACAGAUAUUAAUAUACAUAUAGUGUACAUAAAGCUGGUUUAUGAUUUAGGUUAUAGAAGUUGUACAAAUUGAAGCAAUAAAAGCUUGGCAAAUACAAA
Messenger RNA from Brienomyrus brachyistius, 6353 nucleotides. RefSeq names its product potassium voltage-gated channel subfamily H member 7-like. Gene Ontology annotation, biological process: membrane repolarization during action potential; potassium ion transmembrane transport. The record is from RefSeq and is a predicted model, not a curated record. Gene Ontology annotation, cellular component: membrane. NCBI's taxonomy places the organism in Eukaryota, Metazoa, Chordata, Actinopteri, Osteoglossiformes, Mormyridae. Bases 312 to 4082 code for a protein of 1256 amino acids. Gene Ontology annotation, molecular function: inward rectifier potassium channel activity. The transcript has 18 exons.